This is a messenger RNA of Rhipicephalus sanguineus (brown dog tick), 598 nucleotides long. RefSeq lists its product as uncharacterized. Bases 95 to 598 code for a protein of 167 amino acids. The record is from RefSeq and is a predicted model, not a curated record. NCBI's taxonomy places the organism in Eukaryota, Metazoa, Arthropoda, Arachnida, Ixodida, Ixodidae. The transcript is spliced from 4 exons.
UUCCCGCUCUGCCAGCUGUGCCGCUCUGCCUGGCUCAGCGCCUAUUUCGAACCCAUGCUAUGGUGGCUACCCAUGCGUGCGCGUUUUGGAAGUUAUGGCAGGAUGCGUUUGCCUCGUCGUGCUGAAGGAUGGCCAGCGGAAAAAAGUUUCACUCCCUAACGGUGCCUACGGCGAACUGAUGGAUGCUCUCGCUUCCUUAACCAACAUACAUGACAAGACCUUGAUCCAAAUGUAUGAUGAAGAGCUAGACGACUAUGUUGAUCUUGAGGAAGGAAGUGACGUCCCAAACAAGGCUAAAAUAAAAUUGGCGCGGAAACAAGGCCUUCAUGUUGAUGGUGCCAGCCCUGCAUUGACUUUUGUGCAGAGUGCAGGAGGAGCUGUGGAAAUGGCCGAGCAGAGUGCCGUGACAGAAAACGCACAAAACGUGCAGUCCAUCCAGUCGGUGCCACUGGAAAAGGAACGGGAUUUUUUAGAUUUUGUGCUCCCUUCUUUUGGGCACUACGACGAGGUGCUGAGGAGAAAAAUACAAAUAAAUGGCGCUGUGCGCCGUGCCAUAGUGGACAAGCUCUUUGCCGCAUACAUCAAGAUCGCAUGCUAA